AUGCCUUUGUUGAUCACAGAGCUCUUAAGCGAAUCUGUUCAAACAGAAGUUGAUGCGCGUGAGCUGCUGCCGUCCAAAACAGCCAGAAGCGACGAUAUCAAGGGAUUUGGAAGGAGCGGCGCCGGAUUUGGACGGCCUUUGCCCCGAAGCGUGCAUUUGCCGUUCAUUAUUGAUGCUGUGCUACGAGAGGCACCAUUUGUUACGGGAAAACGUAUGCAAACGUGGCGCUCAAUCAUACAGUCACAAGACUUUCAGAAUCUGUCUGUUGACAGUUUCUGGUGGUUCCAUGCAAACGUUAUUGAGCCUCGCGACCGCGGUGUAGACAUCGGAGAGUCCACUGACAUUGACGAGCAGCUGCACGGCAGAAACUUCACGGAAGAGGACGCUCUGUUCAGCAACAUGGCCUUCUCUUAUGUUCACAUCUUUCGAAAAGUACAAACACAGCACAAGGACUCGGUGAUCAAUAAGUUCUAUGAGGUGAUGGCAUACACAAUCCUUCUAAUUCUGGGGGCUGCUUAUCCACGCCGCCGAGACCACUUCUUGGAAGACCAAGCAUUGAAGCGGCACCUCGUGGAUCUUUGUGCAGAGUGGACCAUGGGAAUUCAGCCGCGUGGGCUGGAUGGAACCCAUUGGAUCAUCAAGGGCGACUCUCACAAUGAUCGGAAGCACGGAGUUUUGCCCAAGACGAAACAAAUACCCAAGUCUGCAUUAGGAAAUGAGUCAGAUGUAACUGCCCGCUCAACCGCAGCUCACACCUCUGAGCAUCGGAAUGCUUUGAGAGGUGUAGAACCUCGAGUGCGUGCAUCAUACUCGCUUCUGCAUAGUCCAUUCUUUUGCCGGUUCUUGAGUGAGAAUGCAAUCGAGUCCAGGGCACUGCAGUUCCGUCUAGGCCUCACCAUGGAGGCUUCUCGGGUUACUCCUUUCCUGAAUAAUCAUGUUCCUGAGGAUGAGUUCAACGCUUCGCCUGCAAGGAAUCAUUCUCUGAAGUUACGUAGUGCGAUGGAUCAGUAUUCUAAGCAGAAACAAGAUGCCACCAAAGCCAUCGCAUUUUUCAAUCGUGAAAGGCUGCAAAAAAAUGGUAAGUACUGGGGGCCAAUCAGUCUUCCUGGCUCAAUCGAGGUAGCUGAAUUUCGCAAUAAUCGCCGCUCGCGAGCAUCCCAGCAAGUAAGACCACGCCCGUCCCUUUUUGGAAGAGGCAGGGGUGCCGGCCGUGCACGUGAAGCACCCGCCUGCUCGCUCGGCGAUUCGCUGCGGUUCAAGCAUGAUUUGGACGGGCUUUCGAUUAGGGAAUUGCCACCAGUAAAGGCGCCAGGUGUGGUAAAACUUUUACCAAAAGCGCCGAACAAAAGAUGA
Molecule: messenger RNA, 1353 nt
Organism: Aureococcus anophagefferens
Lineage: Eukaryota; Pelagophyceae; Pelagomonadales; Pelagomonadaceae
Exons: 9
Coding region: 1-1353 (450 amino acids)
Source: RefSeq, a predicted model, not a curated record